AUCUGGCGUACAUCUAAUCAUGUAAACAGAACACACAGUGUUGUAUCUGUGUUUUAAAUGGGCCAAUGAAGAAACCGCUGAACUAUCCCAUGGAGCUAGUCGCAUAGUGCAUUAAAACAGAGCAGGCCUGUUGAUAGAAGAUUUAGUUAUGUCGGGAUUACUGGCUCGUGUGUGUCGUACUUCCUUCUAUUCUGGCAGCAUCCAACGGUAUACAGCCCCUGCCAUAGAAGUAAUACCUAUUCAGCUAGGUGCAACUCAGCAGCAGCUGAUUGUUCGUGGGAAAAGCACAAAGCCGAAGCGUCGUAAGGUUCACCCAUUUCAUUGGUGGGUCCGAAAACAUCGGGCAGAGGGCGACUAUGAAGACUACCUUACAAAAGAGAACAAAAGCUUCUUGUUAGAAGAGGCACAAAAAACAUAUCUUGCACCCAACGAGUCCCCGUUGCGGGAGGAACCAUGGCCACUGGGUCAAUGGACGGAAGGCGUUCGGCGAACAGGCAUCAUCGCGCGAAAGAUUGGUGUCCAACCGAUGUGGACUAACGAUGGCAAGCGAGUACUUAGCACGCUAUUGCAGGUAUGCGACCAAAACGUUCUUGACUUUAUCAAAUCAGAGGACUUUGCUCACAGCCGAUUCGGCUUCAAGUCCAGAGGCUAUGGCGCACUCAUCGUUGGCGCCGAUUCACGUUUGCCGUUCAGAUAUACGCAGGCGUAUCUCGAUUUGUUCAAAAAAGCGGGCUGUAUGCCGAAAAAAAAAAUUACUAGAUUUCUGAUUUCGGAUAGCGCUGCGAUUCAACCCGGCACACCAUUAUUUGCCGGACAUUUCCGUCCCGGCGACUGGGUGAAUGUCUACGGAAAGACGAUUGAUAAAGGAUUUAUGGGAGCCGUCAAACGAUGGGGUUUGAAAGGUAACCGCGCUACGCACGGAUGUACAAAAAGUCACAAUAGAGCUGGUUCUAUGGGCAGUCGAGGCCGUGUCCUCAAAGGUCGAAAGAUGCCUGGCCACGAGGGAAAUGAGCGAAAGCUCUGUGCUGGCUUGAAAGUCUGGCGAAUCAAUCACCAGCAUAACGUCAUUUGGGUGCACGGACCAGCAGUGCCCGGUCCCACGAAUGCAUUUGUCUAUAUCUACGAUUCGUUGUUUGGUAAGAAAGCGCCGACAGCCGAGAAUCCACCACCAUUCCCAACAUACUAUCCUGAUCCGGAGAACCCGCUGCCAGUUGAGGUCUACGAUAAGGACUUCCACCGACAUGAUGAUUCGUCGAUUGUGCUCGAAGAGGAGCAGCAGGUCAAGCGAGAGCUUAAGGUGAAGGCCAAAAUGAAGAGCAAAGUGAAGGCCGGUGGCAAGAAACGAUAGAAGUUGGCAUAUAUGACAUUAAAGCGAAAGUUGUAUCUGGGGGAGAAAGUAAUAUAGGCUGUUGCAGUGUUUGGUCAAGCUAUUUAAAUACUAGAGUUGUGUUUUUAAGUUAGGGGACUUAAGACGGUUGGGGCAUACAUCAAUGAAAAUAGGUUUAAUUGAAGAAAGGCAGGGGUAUUUGAAGGCUAGGAAUGCACAUGGCCAGCUGUAGAUGAAACUAAUAAGCCUUUAUUGCAUAGAAUAAACUAGAUUUUACAUUUAA
Molecule: messenger RNA, 1610 nt
Organism: Varroa destructor (honeybee mite)
Lineage: Eukaryota; Metazoa; Arthropoda; Arachnida; Mesostigmata; Varroidae
Biological process (GO): tRNA splicing, via endonucleolytic cleavage and ligation
Molecular function (GO): tRNA 2'-phosphotransferase activity
Source: RefSeq, a predicted model, not a curated record